AUGCCAAUCUUAGUCAUCAGCUCAUGGCUAAGUACCAUACAAGCUUAUGACAAAGAGCCUUUCCAACAAGCAUUCGAAGUUUUUGAACCACGAAUUCGGAGAAUCAAUCUUGCCGAUAUCAACUUUGUUGAUGGCGAGUUUAUAGACAAUAAAAAACAGACAUUUUGGAUAAAAGCGUUCAUAAAGUGUACCGAAAAACAUCCUUACUUCAAGGCGUACACUUACCGAUGUGAACAAUAUUUUACAAUUCAUUACGAUGGUGGAACAUGGUAUUUUACUGAUUACGGUAGGUUGUAGCAAAACGGUAAGACAGAAGUCUUUUUUACUGUGCCGUAAAGCCUACGGCACAUUAUAGAAAAAGGUACAGUAUAAAUUACAAAAAGGUCAUAGAACUGGACUUUAGAUAUAUAGAUAUGACUGGGGUUUAGGUAUAUACAAUACAACAGAGUACAAUAGGGCCUAAUUUACGGCAAAUCAUACGGUACAGUAGGGCUCAGAGUACAUUAGCGUUUAAAACGGUGUUUCAGAAAACUUUAAAACUUUAGGUCAUGACACAACAGAAGUGGAAAAAUUGAUGGGAGACAAUCACAUCGCAGUGACGCUUGAAGCCCAAAACGGUGGAAUUCAAAUCUAUACGGGGCCUGACGAUGCAAAACAAAAGUUACACAAAUUUACCGGCCACUACGGUCAAAUCGAUCUAUUGUACUUGUCUGGUCCUCUAACCAAAGGUUCCAUCAAAAUCACCUCACUGGUUAGUAACAAGUGGUAUGCCCCAGUUGAUAUGACCAAAAGUACGUUUUCUUGCUUGGCAGACUGAAAGCCUAAAGCGUAGUUUUUAAAAGACGAUUUCUGAGACCGUGAAGCAUCCUGAAACGGCCGUGUGCCCUAGAAAUUUACCCUCUGUUUUUACCUGAUAAAUCGAUAACAAAGGCUUUUAUAUAAGACACAUGGUAAAGCGAUUUAGGCUAAAAUGCCUUUUUAUGCCAUUUUUUGACUUAAAACAACUUAAAUUUUGUAAAAAUCCAAUAAUGCUCCAAAAUCUUUGAAAAUGUGCGUACAUACGUUUUCAACCAUGCUGAACAAAACUGUAAUUGAACAUUUUUUUCUAUUUUUACCGUAACCUACCGUAAUCCGACCGGUCGGUUAUAAAAGUGCAAAUAUCUAAAAAUUUAGCACGGAUCUUCAUGGGCAAUUUUUACAUAUUCAAAAUCUACAUUAAAAGUAGAUAUUGAUUGACUAUGCGUUCACUUCUAGGGCUGCGUAUUUUGGGGAUUUUUGGCCGUUUAAAAAAUUACCGUAUCUUACGGUCAAAAUAUUUAAAAAUCAUAACUCCGUUUGUACUGCUGUAAAUAAUGUCAAAUUUGGCAUAGUUAUGUUUUUGACUAUUCUAAACAAAAUUGUAAUUGAAAAUUUUUUCUAUCGUUACCGUAACCUACCGUAACCCAAAACUACUGUACGGAUUACGGUAGGUUAUGGUAAUAAUAAAAAAAUUUUAUUUUUAUUACGGUUUAGCACAGUUUAAAACACACAUAUACAAUUUUUUGGAAAAUAAAGCGUUUUACGAAUUCGUUAUUAAUUUUUAAUAUUUUGGCUGUUUUUAAACGGCCAAAUCUCCCCGAAAUACGCAGCCCUGGAAGUGAACUAUUUUCAAAGCUUUUGGAGCAUUAUUGGAUUUUUAAAAACUUAAACUGUUUUAAGUCAAAAAAUGACAUAAAAAUGCCAAAACGGCAUUUUAGCCAAAGCUUUACGAUGUGUCUUACAACUGUACUAGUCAUCGAUUUAUCAAAUAAAAAUAGAGGGUAAAUUUCUAGGGCACACCUCGCUUUACGGUCUCAGAAAGCGUCUUUUAAAGUAUUUUUUUUUGAACUACAGUGGAACUCCUGUAUAACGAAACUCCUUUAUAACGAACAAAUUUCAAAUCCCCGAGCGAUUCGUUGUACAGGAGUUCCACUGUAUUUUUUUAAAAGUUUUACAAAAUAAAUUUUUUAUUAUUCAGGGAACCUAUCAUUGGGUCUUUUAGUCAAAGAAUUAAAGGACGAUUUUGACUUAAUGUUAAUUGGUGAACAAGAUAUCGUUAUGUUUUACAUGACUUUUCACGAUAAUUUUCUCAAGUUUAACUCUGAUACGGAAGGUAGAUAUGGGAACGAAACGCGCUGUACCUUAGAUUAUAUAGACCCAAUUGAACUGGACAAAGUUUCAAACCUUACAAUUUACAUUGAUCCAAAAGACAAACUACACGCUCAUGUUAUAUCUAACGGUAAAGCAUGUCCACCGUUCCAGAUGCCCAACAUGGCAGAUUUUAAUUUGAGUCAAAAUCCGAAAAGAGGAUUGAUGCACUUUGUCAAUAACCGAGUUGUUUCUAUAAUUUUUUAAUUAUCCUUGAUGUUUUUCACCCAACGAACAAAAACCUUUUUUAAGUUCAACUUUUACAAUAAACACUUUAAUUUUGCUUUGUAGAACUCCUGUAUUAAAGGUUUAAAGGUUUAUUAAAAUAUUUCUACGCUAUACAAUUACAAUUUAUGGUCGGUGGAAUGUAGAUAUAGUUAGAUUAUAUGUUGUUGAUGUCGACGAUUGCGUUGAGAUACUGCGUGUAUGUUCCUGGAUUGUUCUAGUUUUUCCUUGUUGUCCACUGGAGCUAUCCUUGGUUUAUGAUUGAUGUUUCUCAUACUCGGGCUUCCCCCCAGUUUACACUGUUCACCGCAUCACUGAUUCGUGGGAGAGGUGCUCUAUAGGAAUUCUGGCUUGCCUAUCAUACACCUGUGUUGGCCAAGUGAUGAUGUGCCUAUUCCCCGUGCUCCCAGCACUACCCAUUCCUCAAUGGGCCUGGGAUGGGCAGAGGCGGGGGUCGAACCAAGGUCCUUCCGACUAG
Bursaphelenchus okinawaensis is the source of this 2869-nucleotide messenger RNA. NCBI's taxonomy places the organism in Eukaryota, Metazoa, Nematoda, Chromadorea, Rhabditida, Aphelenchoididae. The record is from the annotation of a GenBank genome assembly.